Molecule: messenger RNA, 2417 nt
Organism: Chaetomium strumarium
Lineage: Eukaryota; Fungi; Ascomycota; Sordariomycetes; Sordariales; Chaetomiaceae
Exons: 2
Coding region: 234-2321 (695 amino acids)
Biological process (GO): transmembrane transport; metal ion transport
Cellular component (GO): membrane
Molecular function (GO): metal ion transmembrane transporter activity
Source: RefSeq, a predicted model, not a curated record
GGCAGUCGUUGACUUGUUCAUUGGUUGCUAUCGCCCGUAUUACUUGCUAGACACCAAGAGUCCAAGACAGUUAGCGGCCUGUGUUCAUACCGUCCAUUUCUAGUUCACCUCUCACAUAGCCGUUUCCCGGCAUUGCCUGGUAUAUCGUUCGUUAAAUUACCCCAGCACGCAUUACAUUGUGUUCAUCACAUCUGCAUACCACGGCAUCUUCACCUGGCCGGGUGCCAUCCGAGAUGUCAACGUCAACAAUUGAGCCUAAUGCCAGACCUUCCAGGCGCAGGGUAACGUUCGCUAGGAGCCCUCAACGGCCUGCAGAAAAUGCCGAAGACUCGGGAUGUGCUGCGCGCCCGGGAGCCGUGCCACCGAGGCCGGACGCAGCGACAAGGAACCUUCGUUGCAAACGCCUCGAGAUCUCCAGACGGGAUGGAGAAGUCGUCAAACUCGAGAUACAGGACGUGGUCGAUAUCAGAGCGUUGGGCACAGACGAAGUCCUUCCUGACACGAACGUGGACGACGUGAUAUAUCUGUUGGAAAUCACAGACGAAUUGGACGAACUGGUGAGGACACAGCUGAGCCGCUCCGGGUUAGAGGUGCCCAAACAGGUGUUCGACGCACACCUGGGACGUGACGUGUCCGGUAGCUGCUUCGUGAACGAGGCCUUCUUCAUGUAUUGGCCCGUUCCGGUCCAACAGGACUUGAAGUACUGGGAGAUCGAACAGAGACUCCGGUAUGAAGGCACCGAGUCUCUGAGCACUGAUCUAGAUCACAACCUGAUUUGGACGGGCUACGAGAGAUGGCCGAAAGGACUCCCUCGUCGGCCAUAUUAUCCAUUACUUCCUGCCGUCACCGGCAGCAGGAUCCUCCACUACGCGAUGACGGCUGCCUCCUUCUAUUCACACACCAGAGACAACUCGGGACGGUCCGUGCACGGCUGCGUGCUUGUUGAUCCUAGGCGUCAGUAUACGAUUAAGAGAUUCAACUACGAAUCUCCAGUCUCCGUUUCGAGUCUCGAGGUUGUUGAACUACCUCCGAGCAGCCAGUUUUGUUUCUUGGAGGAGCAAGCUAACCUUGAACGGAUAUGCGACAUGAUCGAGUCCAGACGCGGCUAUUUCUCGAGGCAGAACACGUCAACCGCAGUGAUCCAAUGCAUCACGAGUCUAAUACUUGAUGACAUGUUCGGCGUCAUGUUUCAAGUCAGCAGAGGACUAGACUACAUCGAGCUCUCGCUCUACAUGGACGAUCUUCCGGCAUCAGUUGUAUCAACUUGGCGAAAGUACCUGGGGCACUGGCGGAAUUCCUUGGUCUACUUCCGCACUUCCGCAUCUACUCUGCUGGAGGUAUUCGAGCACAGCUUAGGAUACGAUAAGCAACAUGCCAGGGGCUUCCAUGGCCAACAAGCAUCGGAAAUGGAUCUGAGAACCCUCAGCAAUCUCAGGCGACUGAGCAAAGACGUGGAGGCGACACGGGCUAGGGUUGAGACGGUAUUCCAGGCUCUAAUGUCGACACUUAGCAUCAUGGAGAGCCAGCGAGCUAUCGCCCAGGCUAAGGAGGUCUCAAAGCUGACAAAUUUGGCCUUCUUUUUCAUCCCUCUGAGCUUCGUAGCCACCGUCUUCGGGACAAAUGUUGUGGAGUUCCAAGAACAUUUCACCUGGCGACUCUGGGUCGGCGUGUCUAUCGGCACGACCGCUAUCACAUAUUUCGUGCUGUACUUCGCCGAGAUUAGCAACGCCUGGCGGAAUAUCACCGACUUCAUCCUCAGAUGGCUCGUUCCCCCGCCCAUCUUCACGUUGAUGUUUCUCCGCAAGAUGAAAUUCAGAAAUCCAGCUGGCCCGUUGGUCACUUUAUCGCGCCUUCCUGCCCUGGCUGUCUUUGUGGUCGACGCCGCUGUCCUGGCCGGCCUGUCGGUUGUGGCGAUGCGGUUUCCUCUGUCGACUGGCGCGGCAGUUGCAGUGUCGUUUGCAAUGGCCAUCGGCGCCACGGCAUUUUGCCUUGGGCCUGCUAUUCGGUUUUACAGCUGGCGCUUGUUAAAGUAUCCACCGUAUUCCCGCCCCUCGAGGAUGCCGACUGACAAACAAGCCGGUGGCCGUCGACCUUGGCUGUCGCAUUCGGAGAUUCUGCGUCGACUUGCCCGCCUCCCGUACGGGGGCGUGGACGAUUCCGCAGAGCUCCACGCCAGGAGAGCAGCGGACCCAGCAGUUCGACUUCCGCAACCACAACCUAAACUCAUCAACCCGGCACCUGGACGACCAACAGAUUCGGUGGCCAAGGUUGGCAGCCAUGGCAAGCUAGAAGCACUCAAGACUAAGUUGCCUACUGUCUAGGUGCCAAAGCUGGAGUCCAGCACGUGCCACUGCCAGCCCCAACUACAUAUUAAUGUUCGACUUAACCUGAGCCUUUUUUUUUUUUUUUUUUUUUUU